GCUUGAAUAGAUCGGUUCAAAAUGCUUUUAAGUAGUUUAAUUUUACUCAUAUCUCUCAGUAACGUUCUCACUGCUGAAUCAUGGAGGAAACCCGGAUGUCAUCGAAUCGGUCAUACGAGGAAUAUCAGUAUACCAGAUUGUGUGGAGUUUAAAAUUACAACAAAUGCUUGUCGCGGUUUCUGCGAGUCUUGGUCACUACCAAGCAUCAUGUUGGGGUUCAAACGACAUCCAGUCACUUCACUAGGCCAGUGCUGCAACAUAAUGGAAUCUGAGGACGUUCCCGUCAAAGUGUUGUGCUUGGAUGGAGAAAGGAACCUUGUAUUUAAAUCGGCGGUUUCCUGUGCCUGCUACCAUUGUCAAAAAGAAUAAAUUAAACUAGGUUUAAUAGAAUUUGAUAAGAUAUCUGUAUAGUCAAUGUUAAAUCUUUAUGUACUAAUUAAUUUAAAAUAUAGGUAUUAAAUAUGUAACUUGCAGCA
Molecule: messenger RNA, 476 nt
Organism: Trichoplusia ni (cabbage looper)
Lineage: Eukaryota; Metazoa; Arthropoda; Insecta; Lepidoptera; Noctuidae
Gene: Gpa2
Product: thyrostimulin alpha-2 subunit-like
Exons: 3
Coding region: 22-369 (115 amino acids)
Biological process (GO): cell surface receptor signaling pathway
Molecular function (GO): hormone receptor binding
Source: RefSeq, a predicted model, not a curated record